Molecule: messenger RNA, 2809 nt
Organism: Anastrepha ludens (Mexican fruit fly)
Lineage: Eukaryota; Metazoa; Arthropoda; Insecta; Diptera; Tephritidae
Product: protein kinase C, brain isozyme-like
Exons: 3
Coding region: 1873-2073 (66 amino acids)
Source: RefSeq, a predicted model, not a curated record
AGCAGCAAAUAUCCAAAAGCAGCCAACUGUGGCAAGAGUAGAGGAGCCACAUAAUCAUUUUUCACACUAGUUGCUUAGUUGAGAAAUUCACCACAUGCACUAACACAAACACGUGAAUUGGAUAACGUAGCUCACCACUGCUGGACUACUCGAGUGGACCGAGCAAAAUCGCUCGCAUAGCUGCCAGCAGCUGGUGCUUGGCAUUUUUCACAAAGUAUCGGGUUGUUGAGCGUUGCGGACGUGUGUUGACCUGAACGCGGGCGUCAAUCGGAUAUUAAAGUGAAAGAAAAAUAAAUUUAAUAAAACUUAAAAACAGCUAAGUAGCAAUUUGAGGAAUUGGACAAAUUGAAAAAAAAAAAAUUAAUAAAAAAUAAGUAAAAGGAAAUAAAUAAAUAAUUAAAAGAAAAUAAAUAAAUAAAAUUAUCUAAAAAAUAGGUGUUUAGCUAAGAACACAAAAAACAAAAACAAUAACAAAUAUACAUUCAACAAAGCGAUUAGCGGCUUGGCGCUUGUGUAAAUUUAUUUGAUUUCAGCCAGCUGUUGAGUACUAAAAACGGAGAGGGCAAUUAAACGCCGAUAAAAGCAAAUACAACCUACAAAACAGAAGGCCAAGUAAAAGCAAAAUAACAAUAAAAGAAAAACAAAACCAAAAGCAAACAAAAAAUACUAUAAAAUAAGAACAAAAAAACAAAAAAAACAUGCGUUAAAAAUUCCAAAAUUACAGCUGUGCGAUAUCCGCAUAUAUUGAGGAAAUACCAUCACUCCAACACAUACACCAAAACACACACACGUACAUGGCAGCUUAAACAGCUGUAGGCAGUCAACAAUAACUCCUACGCAACGCAGAAACUACAAAGAAAAAAUUGUGUGAAAUUUCACAGAAAAAUUUCGUUGAAAUCACAAAAAAAAAUUUAUAAAAAUAAAAAAAGAAUAUUGCGAAUAUUCACAAUCAAAUGAAUUAAACAAUAAUAAUAAAAUAUGCCAAAGUGAUUUGUAUACAAUACUGUAACCAAGCGUUGAAGAGUGCGAAUAAAAUGGCUAAGUAAACAAAGGUAAGGAAAAUUGCGAAAAAAGUUGUGAAAAAAAACAAUAAAAAUAAACAUUGUGAGGGAAAUAAAAGGAAAUACAUAAAAAAAUCGAUGGGCAAUAAAAUCGAUUGAAUAAAUAUAGCUGUCUGUGUGUGACUGACGAUAUUUAGUGGAGGAAAGAUUGCGAAUAGCUGAAGGUGUGUCAUAAAACUUAGUUUAAAUAAAACAAUUAGGAAUAGCGAGCGAGAGUGUUGAAGAUGUGUUGAAAGUGGCAAUCUCCGUAAUUAAUAUAAUAACUAAAAAUAAAUCAAAAUGAAAUGUUAACUGAAAAAUAAAUUAAAAAAAAAAAAACUGCUGUAAAUAGUUGUGAAGCAAGUUUUCAGCGUGAAGAAGUUAAAAUACAGCACAUUAUAAAAGUCAUAAGAAAUCUUAUAAAACCUAUGAAGUGAACAAAAGUGUUUUUUAAUCUAAAAAUCUGGGUGUUGCAAAAAUAAAGCUUAGAAUUUAAGAAAAUAUACAAAAAUGUUUGAAAAAAAAGAAUUUUAAAAGCCAAAAAAUUCAUGCGUUGAAUACAAAAUAUUACAAAAAAAACGCCAAAAAACAAAAUAAGAAGAAACGCCAUAAAAUUCAACUCACCAUUUUGAGAAAAAAAAUCAGAUUAUCGCAGCAACAAAUUUAAUGGAUUAAUAACUGAUAUUACGCGUACUCACAAAUUCAAUAAAAAAACCAUACUCUUGUAUAGCAACUUUUUAAGUUUUAAGAGCAAAGCAAACUCUUGAAACUUAAACUCAAAACUGCAUAGUAACAACCACCUUUAACACCACCUAAACACCAAUUUGCCAUCAUGUCCGAGACGCAAGACAACAAUGGCGAUCAGCAGUUGCUGCAGGAGGAAGCUGGCGGUAGUGAGAAUAAAAUGAAGUCUCGCCUGCGUAAGGGCGCACUAAAAAAGAAAAAUGUAUUCGCGGUUAAGGAUCAUUGCUUUAUACCGCGUUUCUUCAAGCAGCCUACAUUUUGCUCGCAUUGCAAGGACUUCAUAUGGUAAGUCUGCAAUUCAGUUCAACCGUUAAGUAACAAUUUUAAAAUUGAAUCAAAAUGCAUUUUUAUAACUGCGUGGUAAGCUCGAUGGCAUAUGUAGUGGGGCUUGUACUUAUUCAUGGAGGUACUUAAUUACAUAGCAAAUACAUAACAUCAAUUUUCAAUUAAAUUAUUAAUUAAAACAUACAGGUAUUUUCUUGGUCUAUCUACUUGAAUAUAGGAUGGAGAGGGCAAUGAAAAUUAUAUUUUAAUUUUAAUACAAGUUUUUGCUUUUUUAAGUAUUUAUGUUUUAUAAUUCAAGUUAAAGUCUCUUGAAAACUAUUAGUUAUUAUCUAGAAAUCCAAAAUAUGUGCGUGUGCCGGAAUAUAACCUCAGCUACUCGACUUUUUGACUUUUCAGCUUCCCGCUCCGGCUUCUUCAAAUCCACGCCUUUUGGUAAAUUCAUUUUUUGUCAUAUCAACUUCUUUUUCGGUUCAGGCCUGGGCGGUGUUGUCCAUUUUGGCUCUUCUAUUUAUCUGAAACACAAAAACCAAAAAAACAACAAUUAAACAGUAUGACUGUAGUUAUGUUCCGUACUAUACUAAAAAAAAUUAACCAACUGACGCCGUUUUAAAUUUCACACUCUGAAAAUCUGGUUUUUUCUUCAGGUGUUUAAUCAAAUCAAAUAAAUACGAAAUAAUUUAAAUAAUAUAAUAUAUUAAUAUGAUUCUAAUAGGACUAUGAAUAAGUUCGUGCGGUUUUUU